Molecule: messenger RNA, 3139 nt
Organism: Striga asiatica
Lineage: Eukaryota; Viridiplantae; Streptophyta; Magnoliopsida; Lamiales; Orobanchaceae
Source: the annotation of a GenBank genome assembly
CCCCAAUUCAAAAAAUACACACUUUCACACACACACAUUAGAAAAACGCACACACAGUGCAAAAAACACACAAACACACAGUUCCGUCAUAAAUGUUCGCCGGCGCAGUUCCCUCCUCUCACCGGUCUUCCGUGCUUUCUCUCUCUAGAACGAGUCAGCGCGCAUGAAGUGUAUUAUUUUCGCUCCUCUUUCUCUCUCUAGAAAGCGCCUUUCGCUGAUAGCUGUUUUAGCAGUCCUUUCCAUGCCGUAUUUGCUAGAGUAUGUGUGUGUAUGUAAAGGCGCAGAGUAUUUCUCUCUCUAGAAUGUGUGAGCGGAAUUUGAACAUGAGCUGGAUGUAAAAGCUUGUUUGACGAUGGCGAUGGUUUUCGAGGCUUUGUCGUGCCUUUUUCCGAUAAUCUCGAUUUGAUUUUCCCCAAAUUCUUGUGUUUUUUUCGUUUUUCAAAAAAGUAAGAGAAAGUCUCUCUCUCUCUCUCUGUUAAUUUCAAUUAUUUUUUAUUUUGAAAUUUCGACCCUUUUGCUCUUCCUAUUUCGGUUGAUUUGAAUUUGGAUAGAAGAAAAUGGAGAGAGCUCGGCACCGGAAAUCUAAAAGUGCUUCUGGCAUUGAAGGAAUUCUGCAGCAUCAGAAAGCUGCUCCAAGAUUGUCCGCGGACUCUCGAACUUACAUAGAUGGAAGCAAAAGGGAUGACUUGUUUAUGCUCGAGUUAGGGCAGAGCUCAUGGCCAAGGCCCACCGGAACUCCAAUGAAGAAGCUCCUCGCAGAAGAAAUGUCCCGUGAACUUGAGCCCAGGAGACGUCCGCCAAGUGUCGUUGCCAGAUUAAUGGGUCUCGAUGGCCUGCCUUCCCCAAGGCACAUCCACGGACAGCAGAAAAGGCUCUUGGAGACUUACCAAGCAAAAACGAGAAACCUACAUUAUGAUGCCCGGACAAACAGAAGCCCACCGGAGUUCAAGGACGUGUAUGAGGAUUUGGAGGCCGCCAGCCGCCGCCGGUGUUCCUCAAGGUGGAGCGCGAGCUCGAUCCUCACCAAGCCCGAGCUUGCCCUCAUCAGGCAGAAGCUUCGGGUCUCGGACGAGAUGGACCAAAUUCCGAAACACCACUCGCAUCACGAUUCUCCCGUAAACCGCAUAGCAGUUUUAAAGCCGUACGAAAGCAAAGGCAAGCAUGCAAGCAGGCCCGCAAUCAAUUCGAGACGUGAGGACGGGCUUCUGCUCGAACGGCACCGCCACCCGACCCACAUUUGCCGGAGUCCAUCGAGGGCCCAAUCAGAGAAGGGGGAAGAGGAAAAGGAAAAGGAUCUCCCCACAAGAAUUGUUGUCCUGAAGCCGAACCUCGGGAACAUUCAAAACCCGACCCACAUUUCCCAAAGAAGGAAAGACUCAUCCAGGCCAGUAUCUAAGGAGGCUCGGGAAAUAGCGAGAGAGAUCACGAUGCGGAUGAGGGACAGGUAUGACGAGACUAAUGACACAUGGUCUGUUUGGGGUAGAGGGUAUGCAGGGGACGAGAGCUCGUAUGAGGCCAAUGAAAGUGAUUCCGAGAGUGAGUUUGAGGGGUUCCGGUUUUCCCGUGGAAAAUCUUUUGGAUACCCAUCUUUUGCGCAGGUCGAGUCAUCUGUGAGUAGGGAGGCCAAGAAAAGGCUGUCCGAGAGGUGGAAGAUGACUCACAGUUAUCGGGACAUGGAGGUGGUUAAUAUCAAGGGCAGCACAUUAGGGGAGAUGCUAAAGCUGCCUGACCGAGAAGCGAAGCACAGCCGUUUAAAUGCGAAGACAAGUCCUUCAGGUAUUAGUAGUAGGGAUGGGUGGACGGACGAGAUCACCAGAAAUACAUGUAGGUCCAAAUCCCUUCCUCCAGGUGGCGGAGGAAGAAGGAUCCGUAAGACGAGAUCAUAUCGUGAGGGUUUGGCUGAGGAAAAAGUUGUGAUGAGCUGUGAGACUGUAAAUUGUGGUAAAAGUGAGUUUGUGAAGAGAAAUGUACGUAAUGAGGAGGAUUAUCUGUCUAGAUACUCCAAAUCUCGGGGGAAGAAGCCACAUCCACGCCAGGACAUGUAUAUUGGUGAGAUUGACACGUCAACAGAGGCAAAUAUUGAGAUUCAAAUGGAGGCAAAUAUUAAGGACAUAUCAGAACAGCAGAUGGCUUUUGAAAUGUCUGCUAAGGCAGACGCGUGUUGGAGUCCCGUGGUUGAUGUGGUUAUGAUUUCUGAACCUGUGAGCACAACUUUGUCUCCGGAACCUUCUAAUUUAGGCCAGAAGCAGCCGUCUUCGGUUAUGGAGGGUGAUGAAUCUGCCUUUCAAGAACGAGGGAAUUGUGGGGCCCAGGAACUGGACAAGGUAGCAACCAAACCUACCUCUCCUUCCUCAGCGUGCACGGGAGCUGAGCUGGAAUCUUCUGAAUGCUCCAAAGAGGCCGAUCAUCCAAGCCCAACUUCAGUCCUUGAAGCCCCUUUUAUGGAAGACGCAUCAUCUGCUGAAUGCUUUGAAAGAGUCGGUGCUGAACUUCAGGAACUCCGAUUGCAACUGCAGCUCCUCAAGAUGGAGUCGAGCACCGAUGCUGGCGUGUCCACACAUUUCGCUAUCGAGGAAGAAGACGCUCAACCGUCCCACAUUGCCCCCGAAGAAAAUUACACAAAAAAUCCCCAAGGCUGGGAAGCUCAUUAUACACUCGACGUGCUAAUCGCCUCUGGGCUUCCUCAAGAGCUCGACUUUAGCAUAUUCAAAACAUCAUGGUACUCCUCAGACUGCCCUCUGGACCCGAAAUUAUUCGACACACUCGAGAAGAAAUACAAUGAUGAUGACGAUGAUGAGAAGAAAUGGGAAAGGAAGUUACUUUUCGACAGGAUAAGUUUUGCACUAAAGCAGAUUUUCAUGGAGCACGUGGACCCGUGCCCAUGGGUCAUGCCGAAAUCGACGGGUUCGAAUCUAGUGAAGUGGCGGGCCCACGGGAUUAUUGUGGACUCUGUUGAUGAUAAAGUGGUGGAGCAGUUGGAGCUGCCGGAAGUCCAGAUGAUGUCGGAAAAGACUGUGGAUAGGGAGAUGGGGUGGGUGGGCCCCAGGGGAGAAGUCGAGAUGGUUGGUAACGAAAUCGAGAGGUUGUUAAUGGAUGAUAUGGUGGCUGAGGUUCUUCUGUGUAUGUAGCUAAAUGAAAU